Didymodactylos carnosus is the source of this 771-nucleotide messenger RNA. Lineage: Eukaryota; Metazoa; Rotifera; Eurotatoria; Philodinida; Philodinidae. The record is from the annotation of a GenBank genome assembly.
AUGAAUACCGUUGGUCCAUACCAUAAUCGACAAGAAACGUAUAAUUAUUUUUCACUACCGUUUUGUCGUGGAAAUAAAAAAGAAAUAUCUCAUUAUCAUGAAACAUUAGGAGAAAACAUUCUUGGUGUUGAGCUCGAAUUUAGUGGAAUUGACAUCGAAUUUCAACAUAAUAAAGUUAAAAGUGAUUUUUGUGACGUAACAUUGACGCCCGAUUAUUAUGAUGCAUUUUUUUAUGGUAUUAGAAAUCAUUAUUGGUAUCAAAUGUUUAUCGAUGAUUUACCCGUUUGGGGUAUUGUUGGUGAAAUGGAUGACUCAGAUAAAUCUGCUUAUAUUUGGACACAUAAAAAAUUUGAAAUUGGUUAUAAUGGUGAUCGUAUUGUUGACGUAAAUUUAACGUCAGAAGCAAAAGUUCGGCUACAACCAAAUAUGCAAUUACCAUUUUCAUAUGAAGUUGUUUGGAAACCAAGCAAUAUUCCAUAUAAACACCGUUUUGACAAAUAUUUAGAUCCAGGAUUCUUUCAGCAUAAAAUUCAUUGGUUUUCAAUAUUUAAUUCAUUCAUGAUGGUUCUAUUUUUGGUUGGCUUAGUAUCGAUGAUAUUACUUCGUACUUUACGUAAAGAUUAUGCACGUUACGGAAAAGAUGAUGAAUUAGAUGAUAUGGUAAGUGUUAUUAUAAUCUGAUUAGCUCCAAUGUUAAAACAUUCUUAGAUUUAUACUUGCAUGCAACAUUUUCGGUACAAAUUUUGAGAGAGGACGGACAGUAUGCUGAGU